AUGACAAAACAGGAAGAGGCAUAUAUGAUGAGGAAGUUAAAACGUCUUCAAGGAAUGGAGGUGAUAGAAACCUUCUUAGGUGGACCGAGUGGCCUUGAGGAUGUUGGUAAGGUCGAGGCAAUGCUCCAUCUUCUGGUGGCAUUCUUCUGGGAAGAGGAGAGAAUAGAAAGAACUUUAGCUUCACCCAUCCCUUCUCGACCUUCUGCUUCGAAUCCGACUCCCAAAGAUAAAGGGAAGGCUCAUCUGAUAAAGGAUGAUGAUGAUGAAGAAGAGGUACCACUUCAGAGAAACCAAAGAGCCUCUGCUCCCCUAACUCCAGAUGUCAAUCCUGAAUCGGCCCUUGAAGAUGGUAGAAUUCUCCUUUCAGGCCUAUUUCGUUCAGUAUUCGGAGGAGAAACUUGUGAAAAAAGAUCAAUGAGGGAUUCACCUUUUAGGGAUGAGAGAAUGCCCGAGAUGGGUGCUGCGCCAGUGACUCGGAGACCAGGGAAAGAAAUAGCUUUGGGACCUUCUACCAGGGGACAGAAGACUAUAAAGCUAGAGGAGGGGGAAGAUCUUCCAUCUUUUGAGCCGCAAUCGGGCCUAAACGCAACUGCUGAAGGGGGUGUUGUUGGGAGGAGGCUUCCUGUUUUUCCAGAAUCAAGCGUGCCUAGUGCUUCUGGGCCUAAGUUUGAGAGUGCUGUUAACCUUACAAGUGCAGAAGGCAAGCAGAUUAUUGGAGGUUUGAGAAAGCCUGAUGAAGCACUUGGUGCCGUGGUGGACAAGCUCAGGGCUCUUUGUGCUAGAGAUAUGCCAUAG
Prunus armeniaca (apricot) is the source of this 795-nucleotide messenger RNA. Lineage: Eukaryota; Viridiplantae; Streptophyta; Magnoliopsida; Rosales; Rosaceae. The record is from the annotation of a GenBank genome assembly.